Molecule: messenger RNA, 1165 nt
Organism: Nezara viridula (southern green stink bug)
Lineage: Eukaryota; Metazoa; Arthropoda; Insecta; Hemiptera; Pentatomidae
Source: the annotation of a GenBank genome assembly
GUAUUAUUCUAAAGGAACUCGUCCCAGAAUAAAUAAAGCAUUAUUAUUAUUAUUAAAACAUUGAAACAGAUGGAGGAAAAAUCUGAUGGAGUAAAGAUUAAGAAUAUGAAGGAAAAUAAAGAAAAACAACUUGGAUAUCACAUUAACUCAAAUAUGAUAACUUUGAAGGAAGUUAUUGGUAAGGGAGAAUUUGGUAUAGUUUAUAAGGCUUUAAUGGAAAAGCAAAAAGGAGAAACUGAAGUGGCAGUAAAAACUUUAAGAGAUAAUGCAACAAAAGAAGACAUUGAAAGUUUUCAAGGAGAGGUGGAAGUUAUGAGGACAGUUGGCAAACAUGAAAAUUUAGUUUCUUUAAUCGGUUACUGCCCCAAUGAAAAACUUCUUGUUGUAGAAUACUGUGCUCUUGGCGACUUGCAAAACUUCCUCAGAGAAGCACGCAAAACCAAACUAUUGAUACAGGAACUCAUGAACAGUGGCUCUACUAGUACAAAAAAAUUUCAAGCUAACGAUCACAUUGUAUCAAAUAUGAUAUAUGAACAAUCAGAAAUCGAACAAAAACACCUCAAGUUGAACAUCAUAGAUUUGCUCUAUUUUGCAAGACAAGUAGCAACUGGAAUGGAAUACUUGACCAAUAACAAAAUAAUUCACCGAGACUUAGCAACAAGAAACAUCCUCUUGACUUUUGAUCUUGUGGCUAAGAUAUCUGACUUUGGACUAAGCAGGGACAUCUAUGAGCAGUCUGUUUAUAGGAAGAAAAGAGUUUCCAAGCUUCCAAUAAAGUGGAUGGCCAUAGAAUCUUUGACUCAUCACAUAUUUACUUCACAGAGUGAUGUAUGGUCUUUUGGAAUUCUUCUUUGGGAGGUCAUGACAUUCGGCGGAGCUCCCUAUCCUUCCAUUCCCUCGGCUGAGGUCUAUAAACUGCUCAAGACAGGAUAUAGGAUGGAAAAACCACCAUCUUGCAAUGGUCAAAUAUAUGAUAUAAUGACUAUGUGCUGGAAAGAAAAACCAUAUAACCGACCUUCCUUUUCACAAAUUAUAACAAAAUUAGACAACAUUCUCAACAACCAAUCUCUUCAAAACGAAGCCUGUUUCGACACCAAUAGUUUAAAUUAUGCUCACAUAGAUUCAAAUGAAGGAUAAAGAGCUACCAAGAAAAAGAAACAUUUAU